This is a messenger RNA of Trichoderma reesei QM6a, 999 nucleotides long. RefSeq lists its product as uncharacterized. The record is from RefSeq and is a predicted model, not a curated record. The transcript is spliced from 4 exons. Bases 160 to 999 code for a protein of 279 amino acids. NCBI's taxonomy places the organism in Eukaryota, Fungi, Ascomycota, Sordariomycetes, Hypocreales, Hypocreaceae.
CUCGCUUGAUCUUGUUGAUUUUCUUUUACUGUCGUCGCGCGUAUAUUGGAGACACACACACAUAGUAGCCGACAUAUUGUUUGCUAUUGACGGGGACCACGAUACGAUACUAUACGACUUGUUGAGAGCGAGUGCUGGGCUCGCAAAACACCACGAAAUAUGGCACUUGGCUUGGGCCUCGUGUUUCUGCUGGGCAGCGCAGUCCUGUUCGGCGUCGCAGCCGUCGUCCACUUCCACAGCGCCCACCUCUCCCUCCCCAUCAAUCCCGCCAUCACCAUCCUCACCGUCCUGCUCCCCAUCAUCUCCCUCCUCAACUCGUACAUCUACCCGACGCUCCUGCACUCCGCGCACCACUCGUCCAACCCCUUCCACCGCCUCAGCCCCACGAUCUUGCAGACUCUCCAGGGGCUCUUGACGACUGUCCUCGCGACGCUGCUGUUUGAGGAUGUGCUUCCUUCGACGACGGUCGAGUGCUUGUUGGAUAACCAGUGGCUGCGCAUGUUUCGUGCCAAGGAUGGGGAGUCGAUUCGACUUAUUCAGGAUACGCUGAAUUGCUGCGGUUUGAACUCCGUCAAGGACAGGGCGUUUCCUUGGCCCAAGCCUGAUCAAAAGUAUAGUAUAUGUGCGGAAAUGUUUGGAAGGAGUCAGGCUUGUAGAGGGCCGUGGAGGGCGGCGCUGCGGAGUAGCGCCGGAGCUGACUUUGGAGUUGUCGUUGCGGUUGGAUUGCUGCAGAUCUUGAGCCUCCUCAUGACCAGAGAGGGCACAAACUGGUGGAAUGCAUGGCGUUCCAUCAACUGGGGCCGACGACAGCGCAUCCGUCACAGCGAAAGCCGUCCCCUGCUGGAAGACGUGACGGAUGCAGACGAGGUUGUCGAGCGACAGGACGAAUCACCUCAUCCCCGAGGAUAUCAGAGUCUGCCAGCAAACGACCAGGACAACAGGCCGCGGGUCGAGCCGUCCACGAUUCAUCACGAGAGAAACGCCUGGAACGACGAGUAA